UCUAUCAAACACCGUCAAUGGCGUCUCGUUUGCAAGUGCCUUAAAAUCAGGCUUAGAAAACCGUGCCCCUGCAAGAACUCAUGCGAAAUCAAAAUACGCUGCUCAACCUGCUUGCUACUCAGCAAACAAGAUAAUGACCUUACUUAAAAUAGCCCACUUGAAUGCAAAUGGCAUUCCUCACCACAAACUAGAGCUGUCAAAAUUUCUUAAGGACAAGGAAAUUGACAUAAUGCUCCUUGCUGAAACACACCUCACUAAUAGAUAUAAUUUUGGCAUUUCGGGAUAUACCUUUUAUUGCACGAAUCAUCCAGAUGGAAAGGCGCAUGGCGGAACUGGUAUUUUAGUCAGAAACCGGAUUAAACACCAUCAUUUGACUGGAAUUGCCGAGAAUUAUCUGCAAGCAACAUCAAUAUGCGUACAAACAAAGCAAGGUGAUAUUACGCUGUCCGCGGUUUAUUGUCCCCCACGUUUCACGAUAACAGAAAAACAGUUUAUGGAUUUCUUCAGUUCGCUGGGAGAGCGCUUCCUUGCUGCAGGUGAUUAUAAUGCGAAGCACCCUCACUGGGGCUCACGCUUGUCCAACCCGAAAAGCAAGCAAUUAUAUAACGCGCUUAUAUGUAGAAGAAACAAACUCGAUUACGCUUCUCCUGGAAAGCCUACAUAUUGGCCGGCAGACCCGCAAAAGUUGCCAGAUUUGAUUGACUUUGCGGUGACAAGGAAAAUUCCUCGCGGCCUUAUUAGUACAGAAUCAGUUGCUCAGGUACAAAUUUCAGCGGCUCACAUUUUGACACAUUGGGUACGGGUGGAAGUUAAAAAUCAUUAG
Molecule: messenger RNA, 823 nt
Organism: Rhagoletis zephyria (snowberry fruit fly)
Lineage: Eukaryota; Metazoa; Arthropoda; Insecta; Diptera; Tephritidae
Product: RNA-directed DNA polymerase from mobile element jockey-like
Molecular function (GO): catalytic activity
Source: RefSeq, a predicted model, not a curated record